Harpia harpyja (harpy eagle) is the source of this 955-nucleotide messenger RNA. RefSeq names its product retinol binding protein 4 (gene RBP4). Gene Ontology annotation, biological process: retinol transport. The transcript is spliced from 6 exons. Gene Ontology annotation, molecular function: retinol transmembrane transporter activity; retinol binding. The record is from RefSeq and is a predicted model, not a curated record. NCBI's taxonomy places the organism in Eukaryota, Metazoa, Chordata, Aves, Accipitriformes, Accipitridae. Bases 158 to 760 code for a protein of 200 amino acids.
ACCCGCCUCCCUACUCCCCCUCCAAUGCUGGCUUUGUACCUCAGGGGGUUGCGAAAGCCCCAGGACUACAUAAAGCAUUCCCUGUCUGGGCACUCUGCCACUGCCAGCAACAUUUGGGCUCUCAAGAGGCCACAGGGACCGGCACUGCCUGGACGGGAUGGCCCACACGGAGAGAGCUCUGCCCUGGCUGCUGCUGCUGCUGGCGCUGGCCUUGCUGGGCAGUAGCACAGCGGAGCGGGACUGCCGAGUAAGCAGCUUCAAAGUCAUGGAGAACUUUGACAAGACCAGGUACAGUGGCACCUGGUAUGCCAUGGCAAAAAAAGAUCCUGAGGGGCUGUUUCUGCAGGACAACGUGGUAGCCCAGUUCACCGUAGAUGAGAAUGGACAAAUGAGUGCCACUGCAAAGGGCAGAGUCAGACUCUUCAAUAACUGGGAUGUCUGUGCUGACAUGAUUGGCUCUUUCACUGACACAGAGGAUCCUGCCAAGUUCAAGAUGAAGUACUGGGGUGUUGCCUCUUUUCUGCAGAAAGGAAAUGAUGAUCACUGGGUAGUGGACACAGAUUAUGAUACGUAUGCUCUUCAUUACUCCUGCCGCCAACUAAAUGAAGAUGGCACUUGUGCUGAUAGCUAUUCCUUUGUGUUCUCCCGGGACCCCAAGGGAUUGCCUCCAGAGGCACAGAAAAUUGUCAGACAAAGGCAGAUAGACCUCUGCUUGGACAGAAAAUACAGAGUUAUCGUUCAUAAUGGAUUUUGCUCUUAAGGAGAUCCAAAACUAUGGAAAGAAACCAUGUAACAGCACCAUGGAUGUAAAGUUAACACAUUGAUUGGGUGUUCUUUUGAAAACCUUUUAAAUGCCUUCAUUUAGAUUUUGAAUAUAUUUAUCUGAGCUGUGUAGCUCACCUUGUUAAUAAACCAAUGAAACACUUCAAUAAACUUGGAUUACAGGGGAUGCAAA